Protopolystoma xenopodis is the source of this 1092-nucleotide messenger RNA. NCBI's taxonomy places the organism in Eukaryota, Metazoa, Platyhelminthes, Monogenea, Polystomatidea, Polystomatidae. The record is from the annotation of a GenBank genome assembly.
GAGCCCAAGUGUUCUGGCCAUGGUGUUUGUGAUUGUGGCCAAUGCUUCUGCAACAGCGGCUACACUGGCAAGCUAUGCAACGAAUUACAGGGUGGUGAAUCUGCCCUAUGCACUGACCGUGAUGUCGAAGUUUGUGUCCAGUGCUUGCGCUCAAGCCUGAUCGGAGCUUUCGAUGAUGAAAUCAUUGAAGACAUCGGACCCGCGGACCGAUCGAUUUACUCGUUUGCUCAGUUACAUUCUUCAUCUUCUAAUACUGAAGGCGCAUCUGGAAAGACUGAUCGCUCUCUACAACGCGCUAUUUUUCGCCGUAGAUACGAAGCUAUUCGCCUUCAUGACAAUGGCCUGAAUGAGUUUACCGGUUACGCGAGUUGGGAGUAUGCCUGGGCGGCUAGCCAAUGCCAGACCGAGUGUAAUUCAACUAGUGUUGUUGAUACAAGGCGUGUACGUCUCGUAGAUCAGGCGGCCAUCAAUCACCAGACUGCUGGUGGAGGUAGUGGGUCUGCUCUAGGAGGUGGGGCAAGUAGCGGUAAUGGAUUAGGAGCUGGUAUCGAGGCUACUGACGAGUCCAGUGAUUCAGACGAUGUUGGGUCUGCCCCUUCAGGACAGUCAGGUCUAGUAGUGUCUAGCAGCAGUGCUACUGGAUCCAAUCUCUGCAUUAUCUACACUGCCGACAACUGCCGUGUCCUCUUCACAUAUCGCUAUUCGGAUGCCAUCUACGUCGAUAGAAAGGCAACUCCAUUAUUUUAUUUAUACAUUUAUAAUAUAAAUCAUUACCUUCUUUUGUAUCAUUGUCAUUUGUUGUUGCUAGUGUCUUCAACGCCUGAUGUCGACCUAAACAUCGUUCGCGAGAGUGAGUGCACUAAGACUAUCAACAUAGUUUACAUCGUAAUCGGUGUGAUUGCUGGCAUUGUUUUUGGUGGUCUUAUUCUUUUGCUCAUAUACAAGCUGGUUAUCACGAUUGAUGACAAACGCGAGCACGCUAGGUUCAUGAUGACUACAGACAAUAUGAAAUGGGAAAUGGCUGAAAACCCCAUCUUUCAGCCACCCACUACAAAAGUGAUGAAUCCCACUUUCGAUGAGAACCUCUAUUAG